Molecule: messenger RNA, 1629 nt
Organism: Salpingoeca rosetta
Lineage: Eukaryota; Choanoflagellata; Craspedida; Salpingoecidae
Product: 3-ketoacyl-CoA thiolase
Exons: 8
Coding region: 88-1299 (403 amino acids)
Biological process (GO): fatty acid beta-oxidation
Molecular function (GO): acetyl-CoA C-acetyltransferase activity
Source: RefSeq, a predicted model, not a curated record
CUUCAACCCGUGUCAUCCAUUUUUCGUCAUUACACACCAUCCCAUACACAGACGCUCCACCCUGCCUCCUCCUGCUUGCUUACCACAAUGUCUGCUCUGCGUAGUGUUCAGGUCCUGGGCAAGGACGUGUUCAUCGUGGCUGCCCAGCGUACGGCCUGCGGCAGCUUCGGUGGCACCCUGAAGGGCGUCUCUGCCACGGAUCUCGCCGUGCACUCCUCCAAGGCCGCCAUCGCCGCCGCCAACAUCAACCCAGAGCUCAUCGAGUCUGCCGUCUUCGGCAACGUGCAGCAAACGUCUGCGGAUGCCAGCUACCUUGCCCGCCAUGUUGCCCUCAAGGCCGGCGCCCCGAUCCCCGCCCCUGCCCUCACCGUGAACCGUCUCUGCGGCUCUGGCUUUGAGGCCGUCGUUCAGGCCGGCAAGGACAUUCUCCUCGGCGAAGCCGGCCUCGUCCUGGCUGGCGGCACGGAGUCCAUGUCCCAGGCGCCCUAUGCCGUGCGCGAUGUCCGUUUCGGCACUCGCCUUGGCACAGACAUCAAGAUGGAGGACACCCUCUGGGCCGGUCUCACCGACCAGUACUGCAAGACCCCGAUGGGCGUGACUGCAGAGAACCUUGCUGAGCAGUACGACAUCACCCGCGAGGACAGCGACAAAUUUGCCCUCUCCAGCCAGCAAAAGUGGAAGACUGCGCACGAUGCCGGUGUGUUUGACGCCGAGAUCUCGCCCAUUGAGGUGAAGGCUGGGCGCAAGACGAAGACGCUCGCAGCGGACGAGUACCCGCGCCCCCAGACCACGCUGGAGGACCUGGCCAAGCUGCCAACCGUCUUCAAGAAGGACGGGGUCGUCACGGCAGGUUCUGCCUCUGGCAUCUGCGAUGGCGCUGCGUCGCUCAUUGUCGCCGAUGCCGACACCGUCAAGCAGCACAACCUCAAGCCCCUCGCCCGUAUUGUCGGCUGGUCUGUCGCCGGCGUCGAGCCCACGGUGAUGGGCAUUGGCCCCGUCCCCGCGGUGCAGAACUUGCUGUCCAAGGCCGGUAAGACCAUCCACGACAUCGACCAGGUGGAGGUGAAUGAGGCGUUUGGUGCACAGUGCCUUGCUGUCGCAAAGGCCCUCGACAUUGACCUCAGCAAGCUGAACAUCCACGGCGGUGCAAUUGCGCUUGGCCAUCCCCUCGGCAUGUCUGGUGCACGCAUCCUGACGCACCUCGCCCACUGCCUUUCCAAGGGCGUCUCCAAGACCGCCAUCGGGUCUGCCUGCAUCGGCGGCGGUCAGGGCAUUGCCGUUCUCCUCGAGGCCGCGUGAGCAGAGCACGGCUCGCACUUGCUCGGUGCUGCUGACUCGCCUGGAUGUAACGUGGCGCGAUGAUGUGAUGAUGUGGUUUUUGCUGUGAUUUUUGAUGCUUGAGCCUGACCCCUCUGGAAUGCCAUGGGUCAUCAUGUCACCAUUUCCGUCGCUGUAACACUUUCAUUAUCGCCUUCACCGCUUUCCUGCUGUCACCCAUGCAAGUCGUCGGCACCCUGCUUUCCUGCGAUGCUUUUCACCCUCUCUCGUGGACGCGCCUUUCUUCAACCAACGCGUUCUCUCUUCGCCCAGGGCUUGUUUCCCACUCCACCAAUACACGCCUCAACCACG